Molecule: messenger RNA, 1008 nt
Organism: Plodia interpunctella (Indianmeal moth)
Lineage: Eukaryota; Metazoa; Arthropoda; Insecta; Lepidoptera; Pyralidae
Product: pancreatic lipase-related protein 2-like
Exons: 6
Coding region: 73-939 (288 amino acids)
Biological process (GO): lipid catabolic process
Molecular function (GO): lipase activity
Source: RefSeq, a predicted model, not a curated record
UUACCAUUAAACCAUUACAACAUUGAAGUUGUUUAUAUAAAUACUGCGUUAAAUAUAGUGGAAAUAAACAAUAUGUUGAAGUGCGUUUCCAUAUUAUUUGCUAUUGCUUUAGCUUUAGCUAACGACGAGCCGCCGCCGGCCGCAUUAUUAAGAAAUUCAAGCCGAAGGAAUGGUGAAUAUAACCGGUAUUAUUUAUACAACAGUCAAGUGUCAGGAGUGGAACUAGCUCCCUCACAGAAUUCAAAUCUCUUAAAUUAUUAUGGCAAAACAGUGGUAGUAAUACAUGGAUAUAUGGAAUCACACCUCACAUCUCUUAACCCGGAUCUUAGAAGAGAACUCUUGAAUAAUGAAGAUGUCAACGUGAUAGCAGUGGACUGGUCUAUAUACGCUGCUAUGUCAUUACCAUUUGCCCAAAACGCUGUACUGAGUGUUGGCGAUUACUUAGCUAAUUUCUUAAUGAAACUCAACCUUAAUCCUGCAUCUCUUCACUUGGUUGGAGCUGAUUUGGGAGCUCAUAUAGCUGGCGUAGCUGGUAGAAAGAUGGGUGGAAGAGUGGCUAGAAUUACAGGUCUUAGUCCCACCACGAGUAAUGUCAGAUUAGCCAGUACUGAUGCAGUUUACGUAGAGGUGAUCCACACAGGCACAGAUUGUCCUAACGGAAUAGAAGAAAAAUUAGGACAUGCAGACUUCUACCCCAAUGGAGGAACGUGUCAACCAGGGUGUCUAGACUGCACGUGCCACCAGAACAGAUCCUGGAUGUACUUUGUUGCAUCAAUCAAAGACAAUAACUUUAAUGCCAACUGCUGUAAUUCCAAAUUUGAGAAGGAUAUCAAUGCCUGCAAGGGUACUUACCUCCCAAUGGGAAAUAAUAAACUUAUCAAGAUGGCAUGUCCAACUGGACUUUAUCGAGUAAACACAAAAGACACUUAUCCCUACUGAUAUGUUCAACAGUUGGGCUACAAUUAGUUACAAUGUCUUUUUAUCAAUAAAAAGAUAUUUAAACUACAA